AUGGCGGUGGGAGCGGUGGCACUUGUGGGGCAGUGGAAAGGACGCGGAGACGGCAGAUUUGGCGGCGGUGGUGGCGGCAGAAAUAGAAUCGAUUCGAUAGCUCUGUCGCCGCCAGGGUCCGCCGCGGUCGCCAAAGAAAGUGUGCAUGCUGCUGACAGAGGGCUUUACGCCACGUGCCAGAAGAUGCCAUCGCAUGCUGACAGAUUCGCGGAGAAGCUCUUUAACACGGACAGUCUAUGCAUUGACAAAUGUUGCCCUCAAGGACAAGUUGUGAAUUUGAUUAAUGAAACUGCUACAUGUGUUCGCAACACUUCGCAGCGUCUUCCAUAUCGAGUUGUUGAUAAACUCGACACACCCGUAGAAUAUAAAUUCCCCGACGGAUACUUUUGCGAGGAAGGGAAUUUAAAAAAGGGCUCUUCUAAAUACGUCAGGGGAGCGAGUUUACGCUCUACAGAUCUGGAUCGUGUUUACCGAUUGUUUACAGAAGAAGUGAAGUGUGUGGACCACGUGAAUGCUCUUUCGGUGUAUUUCUUCCUCGUAGCAGCUAACGUGUGGGUGAAUGUUCUCACAUUAGACAUAGCAGAUGGACUACGACGGCCGCUGCAUGAACGUGCUGUGGGGGACACUGGGCGAUGGAAACGCACAAUAAUCUUCAGCAUCUACGCCUGGGGUUUCGCAGCUGUUCUCACGUCCUUUGCAGCACAUGCAGAGUUUAAUCCCCAAUCUACUCUUCCUAAGCCGACAUACCUAGAAACACGAACGUGUCGUUUUGAGGAGUGCGGUUACUUGGGAAGACAUGCAACAUUGACAUAUUAUUAUGGGCCAAUAGGAACGUUAUUUCUGGUGAACUUGGCUAUCUAUGCAUAUUUGGCAAUACGGCUUGAUCAACUCAACGCUGAUUCAGAAAUGGUGGAUGAACAAGCAAUGAAUGACCCGGCACCAUCACAUCGCAGUGGAACGAUAUUCUUCCGCCUUCUGAUGAUGAUGGGCACAAUCGAGUGGGUGGUGGAAUUCACCAUGUGGGGGCUGAGAGGCAAAUUCAGAACGACUGAAUACUUGGAAAAGUACAAACGUUUUGCGACGAUAGAGGAUGAACACCAGUCACAGGUGAGUUGAACAGACAUGCCAUAUGCGGAUGAAGUCGUAGGCUUCCGCGGCCAGUCAUGUGCGUGAUCUGGGCUGUCCGGGUGACGCCGCG
Messenger RNA from Gryllus bimaculatus (two-spotted cricket), 1198 nucleotides. The record is from the annotation of a GenBank genome assembly. NCBI's taxonomy places the organism in Eukaryota, Metazoa, Arthropoda, Insecta, Orthoptera, Gryllidae.